Messenger RNA from Colius striatus (speckled mousebird), 2901 nucleotides. RefSeq names its product insulin like growth factor 2 mRNA binding protein 2 (gene IGF2BP2). The record is from RefSeq and is a predicted model, not a curated record. Gene Ontology annotation, biological process: nervous system development; regulation of gene expression. Gene Ontology annotation, molecular function: mRNA 3'-UTR binding. Gene Ontology annotation, cellular component: cytosol; cytoplasm; nucleus. The transcript is spliced from 16 exons. Lineage: Eukaryota; Metazoa; Chordata; Aves; Coliiformes; Coliidae. The coding region runs from base 15 to 1874 and encodes 619 amino acids.
CUCGGCUUCCCCCCAUGAAGCGACGGAGGAUGAACAAGCUGUACAUCGGGAACCUCAGCCCCGCCGCCACCGCCGAGGACCUCGAGCAGCUUUUCGGGGAGAGGAAGCUGCCCCUGGCCGGCCCGGUCCUGCUCAAGUCGGGGUACGCCUUCGUCGAUUACCCGGACCAGAACUGGGCCAUCCGGGCUAUCGAGACCCUCUCCGGGAAAGUGGAGCUGCACGGCAAAGUGAUGGAGGUGGAUUACUCGGUGCCUAAAAAGCUCAGGAGCAGGAAGAUCCAGAUCCGGAACAUCCCCCCACACCUGCAGUGGGAGGAGCUGGAUGGUCUCUUAGCUCAGUAUGGGACAGUGGAGAAUGUAGAGCAAGUCAACACAGACACUGAAACAGCUGUUGUCAACGUCACCUACGCCACUAGGGAAGAGGCAAAAGUAGCGAUGGAGAGGCUGAGCGGGCAGCAGCUGGAGAGCUGCUCCUUCAGGGUGUCGUACCUGCGGGAGGAGGAGGUGAGCUCAGCCCCGGCACGGCCCCGGCGCGGGGCCCCGUCCUGCCGCCAGCGGGGCCCGUCCCCGGGGGGCUCCUGGCAGCCCAGGCGCCUCGACCUCCCGCUGCGGAUGCUGGUGCCCACCCAGUUUGUUGGUGCCAUCAUAGGAAAGGAGGGCUUGACCAUAAAGAACCUUACUAAGCAAACCCAGGCCAAGGUUGACAUCCAUCGGAAGGAGAACGCGGGCGCGGGCGAGAAGCCCAUCAGCAUCCACGGCACGGCCGAGGGCUGCAGCCAGGCCUGCCGCCAGAUCCUGGCCAUCGUGCACAAGGAGGCUCAGGACACCAAGGCAACAGAAGAGAUCCCCUUGAAGAUCCUGGCACACAACAGCCUGGUGGGGAGGCUCAUCGGCAAGGAGGGCCGUAACCUCAAGAAGAUCGAGCAGGACACGGGCACCAAGAUCACCAUCUCCCCCCUGCAGGAGUUAACCCUUUACAACCCGGAGCGGACGGUCACGGUGCGGGGCAGCGCCGAGGCGUGUGCCAGCGCCCAGGUGGAGAUCACGAGGAAGCUGCGAGAGGCCUAUGAGAGCGACGUGGUGGCUGUGAAUCAACAAGCCAACCUGAUGCCAGGGCUGAACCUCAGCGCCUUGGGCAUCUUCUCCGCCGGGAUGCCCACGCUGCCGCCCACGCCGGGGGCCCGGGGGGCUGCGGCCAGCCCCUACCACCCCUUUGCAGGCUCCUCAGCCUACCUGUCGGGUCUGUACGGGGCCCCCCCGGCCGGCGCCUUCCCCCACCAGCACCCCCAGGUGCCCGAGCAGGAGGUGGUGAAGCUGCUGAUCCCCACGCAGGCCGUGGGAGCCAUCAUCGGCAGGAAGGGGCAGCACAUCAGGCAGCUGGCGCGCUUCGCCGGCGCCUCCAUCAAGAUCGCCCCAGCUGAAGGGCCCGAGGCCAGCGAGAGGAUGGUCAUCAUCACAGGGCCACCUGAGGCACAGUUCAAGGCCCAGGGGCGGAUAUUUGGGAAGCUGAAGGAGGAAAACUUCUUCAGCCCGAAGGAAGAGGUGAAGCUGGAAGCCCACAUCAAGGUGCCUUCGUCCGCUGCCGGCCGCGUCAUCGGCAAAGGCGGCAAAACGGUGAAUGAACUGCAGAACUUGACGAGCGCAGAGGUCGUCGUGCCCCGGGAGCAGACCCCGGAUGAGAACGAGGAGGUCGUGGUCAGGAUCAUCGGCCAUUUCUUUGCCAGCCAGACGGCGCAGCGCAAGAUCAGGGAGAUCGUGCAGCAGGUGAAGCAGCAGGAGCACAGACACACAGCCCAGGAGCACAAACACACGGCCCAGGAGCACAGACACACAGCCCAGGAGCACAGACACACGGCCCAGCAGCUCAGCAAGUGAAGUCCCAGCCCUGCAGAGCCUGAAUGUAACCCCCCCUCCCCCUGGCAGACCCCAGCAGGGUGGGAGCAAACCAAAGACCCCCCCCCUUAACCCCUGAGCCCCCUGGGGUGCUGCAGGGAGGGCUCUCAGCCCCCUUCCUCAGCCUAAGGUAGGGCAGAGACAGACAGACCCAGACUGUUUGAGCUCUCUGGAGGCCCCUGUUUGCCCCCAGCCCCGGGGAUGGGGGGUUGGGGAGGGGGAGCUGCAGUGCUCAGCCAGUUUAGAACGAAUACAUCUACGUCCCUAACACAACUAACUCUCACUUGUAAGGUUUGUAAGGAGUUCUUUUGGGUUUCUGGGGUUGUUUUUUGGGUUCAUUUUUAAUUGCAGAGGGGUUGGGGGGGAGGGGCUGUUUGUUUGGUUCUAGCAAAAGCAGCUUUUCUAGUGGUUUUAAGGAGAGGAGCUAGUCCCUGGGUUCUGUAAUGCACAGUAGAGCAGAGAUGGAGGAUUGCUGGGGGAGGGGAGAGAGAAUUAAAGUGUUAAACGAGGGUUAAAGAGCCAUUUCCUAAGGGCUUGGAGAAGAGCAGUGAGCCAACAGAAGGGGUCCUGGCUCCCAAACGAGGAAGCUGUCUGUCCCAUGCCCUUUCCUCUUUGCUUCACCGUGUCCUAAAGUGGGCUUUGCACCCAUGGUGUGCCCCCUGGCCCAGCCCUGCUUGGCCCUGGCAGCCCCACAGAAGGACUUUGGGACAGAGAGGGGAGAGAGAGACUCUGGGGCAGGGAGAGGAGCUGGGGGGUGGGGGUAAAAGAGCAAUUUAAUAAGGGGGUGUCAGGCCCAGGCUGGAAAAAAACCCAAUGUUUUUAAAUGAGAAAAGAGAAUGAAAUGCCCCAAGUGCCCCCCCAAAAACAGCCACACAGAAACUACCUCAGGUUUUGGUACCUCAGCACCUUGCGCUUGCGUCCCCCUCCUGGAGACUUUUGUAUGCCUUGUACAGCUGAGAGCUGGAGCAUCUUCUGGGGGGGGUUAAUCAUUAUUUUUGUAAUAAAAAAA